AUGUCUGCCCCGAGCCCCUCCACGGCGCUGCCCCGCGAAGCCUCCUGCCCCAUCUGCCUCGAGUACUUCCGCGACCCGGUCUCCAUCCACUGCGGGCACAACUUCUGCCGCGCCUGCAUCUCCCGCUGUUGGGAAUGGGCCACGGCGCCUUUCCCCUGCCCGCGGUGCCGGGAGGCGGCCCCGGAGCGGACGCUGCAUCCCAGCCGGGAGCUGGCGCGGGUGCUGGAGGCGGCGCGGAGGCUGAGCGCGCAGGCGGCCGGGGGGGACCCGGGGCAAGGGGAGCGGUGCGAGAGGCACCAGGAGCCGCUCAAGCUCUUCUGCGAGGAGGAUGGAGCCUUCGUGUGCGUGAUCUGCAGGGAGUCCCGCGCGCACCGCUCCCACAGGAUGCUCCCCGCGCAGGACGCUCUCCAGGGAUACAAGGGACAAAUCCAGGCCCGUCUGCAAGCCCUGAAGGAAGAGAGAGACAAACUCCUGGGGCUGCGAGAGGCUGAGAUGAGGAGGAACUGGGAAUACUUGGAGAAGACCACAGCCGAGCGCCAGAGGGUCCUAUCCAAGCUGGAAGGGCUGCGGCUCUUCCUGGAGGACCAUGCCCAGCAUCUGCUGGCUCAGCUGGGGGACCUGGAGCGGGACAUCGAGAAGCUGCAGGAAGAAAACGUCACCAGCCUGACAAAGGAGAUCUCCCGCCUGGAUUCCUUCAUCCAGGAGAUGGAGGAGAAGAGCCAGCAGCCGGCAAACCAAUUCCUGCAGGACAUCAGAGGCACCUUGAGCAGGCUUGAAAUGGAGAGCUUCCAGCAGCCCCCCCUGCUGCUUGCGGAGCUGGAGGAGAGAAUCAACCAUUUCAGGGACAGAAACAGUGCUCUGGAGGAGACCCUCAGGAGCUUCCAAGUGAAGGUGACCCUGGACCCAUCCACAGCUCAUCCCCAGCUCGUGGUGUCGGCCGAUGGGAGCAGCGUGAGGUGGGACAAUGAUGCCCACCAGGACCCAUGCACUGAGGGCUUGGGCACCGACCCCUGUGUCCUGGGCAGUGAGGGCAUCACUGUGGGGAGAUGCUGCUGGGAGGUGGAGGUGGCCCCCAGAGGCUCCUGGGCUGUCGGGGUGGCCACACGGCCCCUCGGGAGGAGGGAGGAGGGAGCUGAGGGCCCCGGGAUGGAGCUGUGGUCCAUGGGGCUCUGCGAGGGGCAGUUCUGGGCUCUCACCUCCCUCGAGCGCAUCCCACUGUACCAGCUCCAGGUCCCCACCAGGGUCCAGGUCUCCCUGGACUAUGACCGGGGUCAGGUGGCGUUUUUUGAUGCUGAUAAGAGAUCCCUGAUCUUCACCUUCCCAGCAGCCUCCUUCAAAGGGGAGAGCGUCCACCCCUGGUUCCUGGUGUGGGGCGAAGGGGCCCACAUCACAUUGUGUCCAUGAGGCUCCCCCUUCCCACCCAAACACAAGCUUCCUGUCCCCAGUAUCCCCAUUUCCAGCUCUCUGGAGGUCUUAAAUUGCCCUUUCUAGCCUCUGUUUCCAUCGCCCAUGAUGGCAAAGGGAUGAGCAUCCCCAU
Neopsephotus bourkii (Bourke's parrot) is the source of this 1537-nucleotide messenger RNA. Its product is annotated as zinc finger protein RFP-like. The transcript is spliced from 6 exons. The coding region runs from base 1 to 1404 and encodes 467 amino acids. The record is from RefSeq and is a predicted model, not a curated record. NCBI's taxonomy places the organism in Eukaryota, Metazoa, Chordata, Aves, Psittaciformes, Psittacidae. Gene Ontology annotation, molecular function: zinc ion binding; protein binding.